CAAAAAAAAACCCCCCCUUUCUUUCUUUUCCAUAUAUGCGUUGUUAUACUUGUGGUGAAAGUAAAAUCGAAUCCGAUGGGCCUUCUGGUACCAGUUACUGUGUGAACUGUGGUACAGUUUUGGAAGAAAAUACCAUUGUCGCUGAAGUAACAUUUGGAGAAACCUCUGGCGGUAAAGCCAUUCUUCAGGGUUCAUUUGCAGGAGAAUCAGGUCGUAUUUCUGGUGGUGGUAUGUUUGGACGAGGCAGAGGUAGAGAAGGACAAGAACAAUCGAUUGAAAACGGCCGUCUUAAAAUAUCCAGCUUAGCACAUGCUACUCGAUUACCUGAACGUUACAGAGAAGCAGCACAGCGCUAUUAUAAUUUAGCUGUCGUCAAUCGCUUCACCCGUGGUCGUCGUAGUGAGCAUGUUGCUGCUGUCUGUCUAUAUGCUGUCUGCAGAACAGAAAAAAGCUCUCACAUGUUGAUCGAUUUUUCCGAUAUUCUACAAGUUAAUGUUUUUACGCUGGGUGCUACAUUUCUCAAAUUUUGUCGAGUCUUGAAUUUAAGUUUACCCCAUGUAGACCCUUCUUUGUACAUUUCCCGUUUUGCUGUUGCUUUGGAUUUUGGUGAUUAUACACAAAGAGUAGCUCAGGAUGCUGUUCGUAUUGCACAACGUAUGGAUCGUGAUUGGAUCACAAGCGGUCGUCGACCUGCUGGUAUUUGUGGUGCUUGUUUGUUGAUUGCAGCGCGUAUGAAUGGGUUCAGAAGAACAACUCGCGAAAUGAUUUACGUUGUCAAAGUGGCUGAUGUAACUAUUCAGAAGCGUCUUCAAGAAUUCAAUCAGACUGAAUCAGCACAGUUGUCAGUUCGUGAUUUCAGAACAAUUUGGUUAGAAAGUCGUGCAGAUCCUCCAUCUUUUCAAAAGAGUAGAAAAGCAGAAAUAGAAGCAGGGAAGGAGAAUGAGUCCGAUACAGAGACACGAAAGCGAAGAAGAGUCGAGCCAGAAUUUACUGAAGAGGAAGUAGAACAACGAUUGGUUCAGCAACAGAUUGCAGAUAGUUUGAAUGAUCAAGUAAAGAGUCUUGUCGAUGUAGACGUAAAUCUUACAGCAGAAGCUUCUAUCAAAGGAAAGGAAAAGGCAGAUGAAGAUCCAGAUGCAACACAAGUAGUAGAAGAGGAAGAACAAGAAGACACACAAGCUACUUUGGUGAAUGACGAAAGCUAUAUACCCUACAAAAAUGCUGAUUAUGAUGCCUUAUCUACAGAAGAAAAGAUCAAAUUGUCAGCCAUUGCAAAAGCCAAAGUGGCACACGAAGAACAAAGUUUGUUAAAUCCUGAAUUAGAGAAAGAUGCACAAGAUAUUGUAGACGAAAUGGAAAACUGGCUUGAGAACGGCUCAGUAUUAAAGGCAGCAGAACAAUUAGAAAAAGACAAAAAUGCAGAAGAAGAAGAAGCUGAAGAAGAAGCAAGUCUGUCUGAUGUAGAUUGUGAAGAAAUUGAGGCUAUGAUUUUAACUCAAGAAGAAGUUGCUCUCAAGACAAAGAUUUGGUAUAAUGCCAAUAAGGAAUAUCUUGAAGAAAUGGCAGUGAAACGUAUGAUUGAUAAGGAAAAGGGUAUACCAACCAGUCGUAAAAACAGACACAAAAAGAAAAAGAUGCAGCCUGCUUCAACACCUGCUGAAGCUGCUAAACAACUAUUGAUCAACAAAAAGCUCUCGAAAAAAAUCAAUCAAGCAGUGUUUGAUGAUAUGUUCGAAUCACCUGAAUCAAUAGCCAAACUCAAAGCAAGAGACGCCAUUGAAAAGAUGACAGGCAAAUCUAUACCAACAGGCCCAGUUGACUAUGAAGUAGUUGAAGAAUCGGGUGAUGUUAAUACUACAGGCAAAAAGACAGAGAAAGACACAGCAAAUGGUAGUGCACCUGCUGCGGAUGAAGAUGCGGAUGAAGAUGAAGACGAAAUGGAUUCUGAUGAUAUGGCAGAUGAUGAGCGUUUCUUGCGUGAUGCAAGAGCAAACUACGCUUUUGAUGAUGAUGCAGCUGAAGACUAUGGAGACGACUAUGGGGACGAUUAUUAGAGUUUUGACCUCAUUUAUACACACGCAUUCACACAUAUAUAUAUUCUUUAAUAUACACUGUAAAAUAGUAAUAGCAUUAAAUAAACAGCGAAAGUAAAGUUUAUUUUAAACACAAGGUAAUACUAGGCGCACACGGCUUUCUAUUUUAGGUCAUUACCC
Messenger RNA from Gilbertella persicaria, 2213 nucleotides. RefSeq lists its product as uncharacterized. Gene Ontology annotation, cellular component: transcription preinitiation complex; nucleus; transcription factor TFIIIB complex. Gene Ontology annotation, biological process: transcription preinitiation complex assembly; DNA-templated transcription initiation; transcription by RNA polymerase III. Gene Ontology annotation, molecular function: TBP-class protein binding; RNA polymerase III type 3 promoter sequence-specific DNA binding; RNA polymerase III general transcription initiation factor activity. Bases 36 to 2054 code for a protein of 672 amino acids. Lineage: Eukaryota; Fungi; Mucoromycota; Mucoromycetes; Mucorales; Choanephoraceae. The record is from RefSeq and is a predicted model, not a curated record. The transcript has 5 exons.